This is a messenger RNA of Protopolystoma xenopodis, 1077 nucleotides long. The record is from the annotation of a GenBank genome assembly. Lineage: Eukaryota; Metazoa; Platyhelminthes; Monogenea; Polystomatidea; Polystomatidae.
AUGGCAGAUGACUUCGGACAAAACUCCACUAGGCAAUCUGGCCUUUUGUUCAAGUCAGUCUGUCCUCCGCCUGAUUCUUCACACACAUCAGACCCAGCUUCGUUCUUGCCACUUAUCGAGGACGACGCGGCAGUACUAUCCGCAGACUUGCGCCCCAAAGGCUUGAAACACUCUACCAGUCGACUCGCUCAUCUUUGGUCCUGCUCUAAGCCAUCUAAUAUCUGCUUACUACCUCAGUCCUCCGCCUCUUUGCUGUCUUUCUCGAAGCCUCUAUUUAGCCCAUCAGCAUCAGAAAAGGAUUUAGUAGAACUUCCUCAGGAUUUAACAAAUGGAAGGAAUUUUGACUCUUCUGCUUUGAUGAGCAUAGUUAGCACACCCAAAGCUCCUAUUUCGCUUGUUCUUUCAGGGCUCGCAAGCCCUCUAUCGUUUGGCCAUCGUAUUACUUCGAACUCCUCGUCGCAGCGAAAGAUUGACCCCACUUUUAACUCGACUAGGCCUAGGGUCUGGGAGAGUCCUAUACAUGCCUAUGAUAGUUGGCCAUACUGGCAUGAAAACUCAAUGAAUUCGUCAUCGACCGAGACAACUCCCAUUUCAGUUAGUCCUGCUUUCGAGGUACAGAGAGAGAAGGAUGCAGAAGCGAAAACAGUUGUCGGCCCCAUUGAAUUAUCUGGAGUCUACGAUUCGACCAUUGGCCCUCCAUCUCACUUUAAUAAUCGAUGUAUCAGGCAAUUCUCCGAGUUUCCUGGAGAAUCCAAAAUUGAAGCUCAGGUUCAGGACUUUGAAUUAAUUUCAGACUGCCUGGCAGAAAGUGCUACCGAUGAAUCCUUGAACUGGGAUAUAGGCGCUUUAUCCCAUAGAACACAACUUUUUGCUCGUUAUUUGUCGGAUGAGCUACGGAUGGAAAUACCUGAGUCAGAUGUAUCGGAUCCUGCCGAUUGCUGGCCUGAGACUGAGUUUAAUGAGGCUCUUGUUGGUCUUUGCGAUGACCCAUUAUCAGACAAGCACUUUUGCAGCAUUUCUGGACCAGACAUAUCAAGCGAGCCUCUCACUUGUAUGCCUGACCAUCGGAGCAGGUAA